AUGAAAGGCUGUGAUUGGUUGAUAAUCGAUGUCAAAGUUGAAGAAGGUUGUGAGGUCAAGGCAAGCAGCAGCAGCCAUUAUCGCAGUUGUCGCCUCUUGUUUUUUCUUCCUUCUUUUUACGUCGUCGACACUUUACGUUCGCAUUUUACACCUUGUGCCAUGAUCGGCAAGGAGACCCCAAUGACUAUGGAAAUUGUUCCCGAGUCAAUUCUUAGUACCGAAGAGCGUCAAAGUCUCUCCGAUAUCGACAGUCGAUUAUUUGGUUUCCUAAAACUCGAUGACGGAGGCGAAGUGAAGAGAAGUCUGCUGGAGCGGGGUAUUGUUUUUUACCAACAAAAAAUUCAAGAGCAUGCAAUGCUUCUUGCCAAGGAUCCGACUAACAGCAAAAAUUCUCCAAUUGCAUCUUUAUAUUGUGAACUUGGUCAUUUGCAUCUACUUCUAGAGCAAUAUGCCAAAGCACUCUCUGCUUAUCAGAAAUAUUAUUAUUCAAAUCAUGAACACUGGAAGGAUGCAUCAUUUCUCUAUGGUUUGGGGACAGUAUAUUUCCAUUUUGGUGCUUUUCACUGGGCUAUCAAAGCUUACCAACAAGUAUUGUAUAUAGAGCCAAGCUUUAGUCAAGCUAAUGAAGUGCAUCUGCGACUGGGGUUAAUGUACAAAAUUCUGAAUAACUAUGAAUCCAGUCAUAAGCACUUCCGCUUAGCUCUUCAAGAUAAUACCAAAUGCACAGUUUCAAAAGCUGAAACAUUGUUUUUUUUCUUUUCCUUUCUUUACUGUUUCUUUUUUUUUCUUUUCUUUCCUCUUUCUUUUCUUUCCUCUUUCUUUUCUUUCCUCUUUCUUUUCUUUCCUCUUUCUUUUCUUUCCUCUUUCUUUUCUUUCCUCUUUCUUUUCUUUCCUCUUUCUUUUCUUUCCUUUUCUUUCUUUCCUCUUUUUUUUUUCUCUUUUUCUGUCUUUGUCGUUUUUUUCUUCUUUUGUCUUUUUUUUUUGUCUUUGUCUUUUUUUUUUUUUUUUUCUGUCUUUUGUCUUUUUUUUUUUUUGUCUUUGUCUUUUUUUUUUUCUGUCUUUGUUUUUUUUUUUUUUUCUGUCUUUUUCUUUUUUUUUUUUACUGUCUUUGUCUUUUUUUUUUUUUUGUUUUUUUUUCUGUCUUUGUCUUUUUUUUUUUCUUUCUCUUUUUUUUUUUUUCUGUCUUUGUCUUUUUUUUUCUGUCUUUGUCGUUUUUUUUGUCUUUGUCUUUUUUUUUUUUGUCUUUGUCUUUUUUUUUUUCUGUCUUUGUCUUUUUUUUUUUCUGUCUUUGUCUUUUUUUUUUUCUGUCUUUGUCGUUUUUUCUGUCUUUGUCUUUUUUUUUUCUUUGUCUUUUUUUCUGUCUUUUUUUUUUUUUUUUUUUUCUUUCGUCUACAUAUAGCUCAUUUGUUCCAAGUGCAGGGCAAAUAUAAACAGUCAAAGGAAGCAUAUGAACAAUUUCUUUUACCUGAAGACAUUGAUGACAAAAUAAAAGCCAUUGCCUACAGGCAACUUGGUUGGUUAUUUCAUACUGCAGAACAGCUAGGAGACAAAAGUACUCGUGAACCAGUGGCUAUUCAUUAUUUGCAUAAAUCAAUUGAGCUUGAUUCUUCAAAUGGCCAGACUUGGUACCUCUUAGGCAGGUGCCUCUCUAGCAUAGGGAGAGUGCAUGAUGCAUUUAUCCAUUACCGCCACUCCAAGGAUAAAUGGGAGGCAAAUGCUGACACAUGGUGCUCUAUAGGAGUACUGUAUCAGCAGCAGAACCAGCCUAUGGACGCUCUGCAAGCCUACAUCUGUGCAGUGCAGCUGGAUCGCACUCACACGGCAGCAUGGACUGAUCUAGGCAUCCUGUAUGAGACGUGCAAUCAGCCCAGAGACGCACUCACCUGCUACAUUAAUGCUACCAGUAACAAAGCUUCAGUAAAUCCUAACUUAGCCGCUAAGAUUAAGUUUUUGCAGCAACAUCUUGUUAAUAUACCUAUUCAGCACUUGCAAAACCGGCCUAAAGCAUUGCCUAGCUUAGAAGAGGCUUGGAGUUUGCCCAUUCCUGCUGAGCUUAUUUCCCGCCAAGCUGCCAACUCUGCUGCCAAUCAGCAGCAGCAGCAGCAGCAACAUCAGGUGUCUGGGUGUGUAUCUACAUCUGACCACACCACACAGCCUAACACAGUGUUGAUCACUUCCCAGACAGAGACUGCCAUGGAUAUUGAUCCCAAUUCAUCUGCUGCCCAACCUAAAAAGAAAAAGACUGCUGUCUCGCCUGCCUCACGAAAGAGGAUGGGCCCAGGUGAUGGAUUUUCUGUCCAGAGACAGCCACCAUUUCCUGCAAACACUGCCAGUGGUCCUCAGCCUUUUACUCUGGGGAACACCAAUACAAACACUGCCAAGGAUGUAACUGCCAAUUUGUUUAAGUGUCCCAUCCCAGUCAGCAAUGGAACUUCUACUAAUAUGAUCUCCAGCAGUGGUGGAGGUAAUGGACAGCUACCUCCAUCAUCCCAGCAGCAGCAGAUUGGAAUGGUUCCAGGCGGACUUUCUCAAUCCCAGCUACCUCAGCCCCGGAACAUUCCAUUAUCAUCAUCGAACACUCAGGGUACCAUCACAAAACCUGGUUCAUCAAUGUCACCGACUUCAAUCUCAGACCGCACAGUAGGUAAAGACUGUGUUGGCACUGGACAAAAUGUUAGCGAUCAAGAGUUAGCAGCAUUGCUUCAAACUUCUAUAACAGAUGACCUGUUAGCACAUAUCACACAAGGAAGCAACAGCAGUCAAAGCCAUGACAAAAAAGCCCCCACAGAAGGUUCAUCAAAACAGCAAAGCAUUUAUGUAAAUAUGCCUUCCACAACUGAAGCAAUCAGCAGUGCUGCUGUCGGAAACACUGCCAUUUCUUCCAAUAGCACAUCCAAUCUGCCACAUUCCAGAUCUCAGGUUCAUCUAACACAAGGCAGGACUAAAAACCCCGGCAUGGUAGGGACACAAAAUAGUGAUAAAAAUACACAAGAACCUAAUUCUACCAAAAGUGAGCCUGUUGUUAAUCUAAAUACAAAGGCUGAAUCCCGAUUGCUGUGCCGUUAUCUAAAUCCUCCAAAAUCUGCCUUAAAAUUAUCGAUACACAUGUCAGCUAGAGAGGUCUUAGAAGCAUGUAAGGGCUUGGGUCGGAAUGGUGUCACAUCACAUUUCCUGGAUGAACGUCCACCUCGGCCUGCUUCACCUCCAUAUCCACCACUGCCAAAGGAAUCUCUUAACCCUCCUACACCAAGUGUUUAUCUUGAAAGCAAGCGGGACGCGUUUUCUCCUGAGCUACAACAGUACUGUUACACACAACCUGUUGUUGUUAUACGAGGUCUGGCUGGGGCUCUCAAAUUAGAUCUUGGUUUAUUUUCAACCAAAUCUUUGGUUGAGGCAAAUGCAGACCACCGAGUAGAAGUAAGAACACAGCGUCAACAACCACCUGACGAAAAUAAAGAUCAAUAUGGUAACAAUUUAUGGUAUUGUGAAAGCAGUCGUGGCCACACAUGUGUUGCCAAAUAUGCCCAGUAUCAAGCUUCAUCAUUCCAGGAAUCACUGAAGGAAGAACAGGAGAAAGCUCGGGGUAAUUACAGGGAAACAGAUAGUGAUUCUAAUUCCUCUUCUUCUUCAAAACCGAAAAUGAAAAGUAUUAAAUUUGGUACCAAUGUAGAUCUUUCUGAUGAAAAGAAAUGGAGGCAACAGCUGCAUGAACUCACUAAGUUACCAGUAUUUACAAGGGUUGUGUCAGCAGCAAAUCUAUUAAGCCAUGUUGGUCAUAUAAUCCUAGGAAUGAAUACUGUACAGCUGUAUAUGAAAGUCCCUGGUUCACGUACACCAGGACAUCAGGAAAAUAACAAUUUUUGUUCUGUGAACAUUAACAUUGGCCCAGGUGACUGUGAAUGGUUUGCUGUACCAGAUCAAUAUUGGGGUGUUAUAAAUUCAUUAUGUGAAAAGAAUAAUGUGAAUUAUCUGUGGGGUUCUUGGUGGCCUGUACUUGAGGAAUUAUAUGAAGCCAAUGUUCCCGUGUAUCGAUUUAUUCAAAAGCCUGGUGAUCUGGUAUGGGUCAAUGCUGGCACUGUCCAUUGGGUGCAAGCUAUUGGUUGGUGCAAUAAUAUUGCAUGGAAUGUUGGACCAUUAAAUGCACUUCAAUUUAAACUGGCAUUGGAUCGCUAUGAAUGGAAUAAAUUGCAAGCCUAUAAGUCCAUUGUUCCUAUGGUUCACUUGUCAUGGAAUUUGGCAAGGAAUUUGCAUAUAUCAGAACCCAUGUUAUUUGAAGUUAUAAAGUCUUUCUUAAUGAAAUCUCUGCGGCAAAUUCGAAUGACAUUAGAUUUUCUUGAGGAGCUGGGGAUUGAGUUGAAAUGGCAUGGUCGAGCACAGAAUGAAGCUGCUCAUUAUUGCAAUGACUGUGAGGAGGAAGUAUUUGAUAUUCUAUUUGUAACAGAACAAGAUAAGAAGCAUGUUGUACACUGCCAAAAUUGCGCUUGCAAAAUAAGCCCAGCUUUAGAGGGAUUUGUUGUGCUUGAACAAUAUCAUUUAGAGGACUUAAUAGAGAUGUAUGAUAAAUUCCAGCUUCAUCCAUCAAUUCAUCAAGUAAAAAGGGCUCCACAGACAAAACAACCACCAACACCUCAAGUAGUCACACAACCACCGCCACAAAAACAGCCACUUUUACAGCAACAACCAACUACCAGCAGCAACUCUUCAUCAUUAGCAUCAUCGUCAUCAUUGUCAUCAUUAUCAUCAUCAUCAUCAUCAUCAUCAAGCACAACCACUGCCAGCAGUAUACCUGCAGCACAAGCUUCUUCCCCACUAGUUCACCACCAAACAGAGACAACGACAAUGUCUGCUGCUGCUGCUGUCCACAUACCAUCCCAUCCACACAUCUCAAACAGCAGCACAAUUGCAGCCAGUCAGGCCAACAAUUGA
Molecule: messenger RNA, 4926 nt
Organism: Acanthosepion pharaonis
Lineage: Eukaryota; Metazoa; Mollusca; Cephalopoda; Sepiida; Sepiidae
Source: the annotation of a GenBank genome assembly